Messenger RNA from Lindgomyces ingoldianus, 966 nucleotides. RefSeq lists its product as uncharacterized. The transcript has a single exon. NCBI's taxonomy places the organism in Eukaryota, Fungi, Ascomycota, Dothideomycetes, Pleosporales, Lindgomycetaceae. The record is from RefSeq and is a predicted model, not a curated record. The coding region runs from base 268 to 528 and encodes 86 amino acids.
CUCAGUUUUAUACUGCCGCCUUUGUCCAUUUUCCUAGAAUAAACAAAACUGCCCAUGGCCUCCCACUUAAAUUCGCCAAGUUCCCCUUACACUUCCAAUUCCUGCUGUUCCUUUCAUAUCCACUCUUCAUCGACACACUCAUACUACUCAUUGGAAACCCUGGGCACCACUCCCGUUUCACCACACUAUCCGGACACAUUGUCUGAACCAUCAAACCCACUCCUGGCCUUGAAAGAAUCACGGCUUCACUAUCACUCAUCGCCAGCCAUGGAUGCUUCCAAACUUCUGCAAUUGCAAACUGCUGCGGCUCAUUCUCACUCUAUUCCCAAACCACUUCAGCAGAGUGCAUCCUCAAGCAAAUCCAACGACAGCGCCUCUUCUAAAACUGCCACUCCGUCGCCACCAGUCCUCUGCUGCUCCCGAUGCCGCCGUACCUCGACUGGAUCCAGUGGCAUGGUCUCGUUCGGCACGAACUUGUUCUACUGCUCACACUGCGCCAGCAUGGUUGGCUACAACCACACUGGCUGAAUGGAAUUUGGACACUAACAUUUCCGGUCCUCAAAAUUAUAAAAGUUUGGCAACUUUCGUACAACUCGCCAGGCGCCGAGCAUUCUUUCGACAUAUCGAUUGCAUUUCGAGGGUGACACGACGCCCUCCUCCGUGGAACCCACCAGAUGCGCCACUUUGUCUUCACGAAUCUUUCAAGUUAGUUUUAUUCGCUGAAUAUUCCGACGAAGCACUGCUAGAAUUUCUCCUUUGGAAAAAUGAUGCAGACAGCGCUCAGCGACGGAAAAGCUAGUAGUGGUGUGUGAGUAAUUGGGCGCCACCGCAUCAGAUCCCAGUCUGCAAGCCUGUCCAACAAAGUAUCGGUAUCAGGUAAUUUCUCUUUGUGUGUAGCAAAGAGGGCCUGUGGCUUUAAAUGAUUGGAACGAUUCAGAAAGAAGAAGGCUCGAAUGACGAUAAUGA